Tupaia belangeri chinensis (Chinese tree shrew) is the source of this 1072-nucleotide messenger RNA. It is a transcript of the gene DHRS7C, whose product is annotated as dehydrogenase/reductase 7C. The coding region runs from base 121 to 1056 and encodes 311 amino acids. The transcript is spliced from 7 exons. NCBI's taxonomy places the organism in Eukaryota, Metazoa, Chordata, Mammalia, Scandentia, Tupaiidae. Gene Ontology annotation, molecular function: oxidoreductase activity, acting on the CH-OH group of donors, NAD or NADP as acceptor. Gene Ontology annotation, biological process: intracellular calcium ion homeostasis. The record is from RefSeq and is a predicted model, not a curated record.
AGAGGCCUUAACACAUGGAUUUCCUUCCAAAAAUGCAGACCCAUUUUAAUUAAAUUUGUAAUUAACCUUUGGGGAGGGCAGGCCCCCUAGACUCGGUUUGCAUUCGGAGACACCAACAAGAUGGGAGUCAUGGCUGUGUUGAUGCUGCCCCUGCUGCUCCUGGGAAUCAGCGGCCUCCUCUUCAUCUACCAAGAGGUGUCCAGGCUCUGGUCGAAGUCGGCCGUGCAGAACAAGGUGGUGGUGAUCACAGACGCCCUCUCAGGACUAGGCAAGGAGUGCGCUCGCGUGUUCCACACGGGCGGGGCCAGGCUGGUGCUGUGCGGGAAGAACUGGGAGAGGCUGGAGAGCCUAUACGAUGCCUUGAUCAGCGUGGCUGAUCCCAGCAAGACAUUCACCCCUAAGCUGGUGGUUCUGGACCUCUCAGACAUCAGCUGUGUCCCGGAUGUGGCAAAAGAAGUCCUGGAUUGCUAUGGCUGCGUGGACAUCCUCAUCAACAACGCCAGCAUGAAGGUGAAGGGGCCUGCCCAUAAGAUUUCUCUGGAGCUUGACAAGAAGAUCAUGGACGCCAACUACUUCGGGCCCAUCACUUUGACUAAAGCCCUCCUUCCCAACAUGAUCUCCCGAAGAGCAGGCCAGAUCGUCUUAGUGAAUAACAUCCAGGGGAGGUUUGGGAUCCCGUUCCGGACGGCUUAUGCGGCCUCCAAGCACGCAGCCCUGGGCUUCUUCGACUGCCUCCGAGCAGAAGUGGAGGAGUACGACGUGGUGGUCAGCACUGUGAGCCCCACCUUCAUCUGCUCCUACCACGUUCACCCAGGCCAAGGGAACUGGGAAGCCUCCAUUUGGAAAUUCUUUUUCAGGAAGCUGACGUAUGGCGUGCACCCGGUGGAGGUGGCUGAGGAGGUGAUGCGCACCGUGAGGCGGAAGAAGCAAGAGGUCUUCAUGGCCAACCCCAUCCCCAAGGCCGCCGUGUAUAUCCGCACCUUCUUUCCGGAGCUCUUUUUUGCCGUGGUGGCCUGUGGGGUCAAGGAGAAGCUCAGUGUCCCAGAGGAGGGUUAACUGCAGGAAGCCAGUG